Molecule: messenger RNA, 1597 nt
Organism: Centruroides sculpturatus (bark scorpion)
Lineage: Eukaryota; Metazoa; Arthropoda; Arachnida; Scorpiones; Buthidae
Product: cytochrome P450 3A41-like
Exons: 14
Coding region: 5-1507 (500 amino acids)
Molecular function (GO): heme binding; oxidoreductase activity, acting on paired donors, with incorporation or reduction of molecular oxygen; steroid hydroxylase activity
Source: RefSeq, a predicted model, not a curated record
UUCUAUGGUUGUCAUUCUUUUUUAUAUUUACAUGGAAAAAAAAUUUAGAUACUGGAAAGAACAAGGAGUUGAAUCACAAACAAAGCUUGAAUUCUUAACUGGAACAAUAGCAGCUUUAGGAAUGUCGUUUCACGAGAAUGUUAUUAAUACUUAUAAAAGACACGGUAGAAUAUUUGGAACGUGCAUGCCAUCAUAUGAUUUAUGGAUUUCGAAACCAGAACUGAUAAAACACAUCCUGGUAAAAGACUUCCCAACUUUUCGUAUACGAACGAAAAUAGAUUUUGGAGAUCCAAUAGUCAAUAAGAUGCUCAGUUUUAUAAAUGAUGAAGAUUGGAAAAGAGUAAGAAACUUAAUGAGUCCAACAUUUACGAGUAGCAGAAUGAGAAAAAUGGCAAAUUUAGUUAAACAAUGUGCUGAAUCAUUGGCCAAACGUUUCAACGAAAACGCUGAAAAGGGAAAAAAUUUUGAUUGCAAAGAGUUAACAAGUACAUUUACUAUCGAUGUCACUGCAUCUACUGCAUUUGCUACCAAACUGAAUGCACAAGAAAACGAAAACAAUGAAUUUGUCAAGAACGCUCGAAUGGUUUCAAAUAGAAAUAUAUCAAAAUUAACGCUUUUGGGAUUUUUGAUUGCACCGAAACUAAUUGGUUACUUAAAAUUGGAAUUUUUUCCGAGGAAAUUAUUAGAAUACUUCCAGAACGUCGUUUUGAAAAUCUUGGAAGAGAGAAAACAAAAGAAAGUUAAAGGAAACGAUUUUCUUCAAUUAAUGAUGGAUGCUCAGGAAGGAAUACUUGAAAACACUGCCGAAGACUUGAAAGAAGUAGAGAGUGAAAUAAGUAAUAACAAACUUCAACCCAAACACAAAACAAUGAGCCUCGACGAAAUUGUUGCUCAGAGUAUUCUUUUUAUUAUCGCUGGCCACGACACAACAACAAAUGCGUUAUCAUUUUUUUGUUAUGAAAUGGCAUUAAAUCCAGAAUGCCAAGAGAAGUUGUUGAAGGAAAUCGAUGAAACAUGGGAAACACAUGGUGAUGUGGAUUUUGAUAUUGUCAAUAAAAUGACUUAUCUUGAUGCAGCAUUAAAUGAAACAUUACGAGUACAUAAUCCAGGAGUAAUGUUGGCAAGAAUGGCCUCUGAAGAUUAUAAAUUAGCUGAUACGGGUAUAACAAUAAAAAAAGGAACAAACAUUGUAAUUCCGACAUACGGCAUGCAUCACGAUCCCGAAUAUUUUCCAGAACCAGAAAGAUUUAAACCCGAAAGAUUUUUACCCGAAAAUAAAGAAUCCAUUAUACCAUAUACAUUUUUGCCCUUUGGCGACGGUCCUCGUAACUGUAUUGGAAUGAGAUUUGUCACUAUGGUAAUGAAAAUUUGCUUAGUUUACAUGCUACGUGAUGUUAAACUAGUUGCCACGGAAGAAACACGGAAACCGUUAAAAUAUUAUUUUGGACAAAAUUUACAAGUCAAGGACAUAAUUUUGAAAGCUGAAAAGAGAACUCGAUUUCACUAAUUUUAUUGAAAAAUUCUUACAAAUAAGAGUCUGAGAAAUAGUAACUUGUAUUUUUCUAUAUUGAAAUUUAAUAAAUUAAAUGGCAAAUAA